This is a messenger RNA of Acyrthosiphon pisum (pea aphid), 3397 nucleotides long. Its product is annotated as mucin-5AC. The record is from RefSeq and is a predicted model, not a curated record. Bases 501 to 2789 code for a protein of 762 amino acids. The transcript is spliced from 3 exons. Lineage: Eukaryota; Metazoa; Arthropoda; Insecta; Hemiptera; Aphididae.
ACGAUAGCAUCGCGUUGUCAUCGUAAAGUCCAAAAUAUUAAUAUAUGUAUAGGUCGCAUAACCAUUAGGCUUUUAAUACUAAACAGUUAAAAAUACGUCAUCUGAGAUACGAAGACAAAACACAAGACCGAAAAUUUUUACUUUACGUGACUGAUAGCAAUUAUUUUUCUUACGUUGAAUAUUGGUUAUUUUAUAUUUUUAUAGAUUACAUUUCGGUAAAAAACACACGUCUAUACAGGGACUUGUCAUAUUUCCUUCUUGAUGUAAUACUCAUAUCUGAAUGAACGAGCUUCGGAGAAAAUUAUUGCACGCAGGUGCCCACACGCCCAACGUACCUGCUAUAUGAUAAAUGUGUUGUGUCGGCAGUCUGUCAAUCGUUUCAUGAACGUACAUACCGAACCGGACACUUGUUAAAAUAUUUUGUCCGCCUAAUUCGUUCGUUUUUUUAAAUAAAAAUAUUUUUACUCUUCAGUUUUCGAUCACUGUUAAUUACGGCGAUAAUGUCGUCGUCGACAAAUAUGUGCCGUUUCAACUUUUUAUUUGUAUUAUGUAUUUUAAUUUUAAACGUGUUGACUUUAAGUUUUGCAAAACCAGUAAAAGGUCAUUUUAGACAUUUUGAUUUCCUGAAAAUGAACAUAUUCAAACGCAUGAAUUCAGUAGGUACAAAUAUAAUUUCACCAUUGGCAAUCAACGAAAAUUACAAUGAGACGAUAACUAUGGAAACGUCAACAAUUGAAUAUCAGCCUACUAUAGAGAAUCCAUCGUCGUUACCACCCGCUGUAAUUUCUACAAUCACAAUUUCGACUGUGUCGUCACCUGAUAUUACAAUACCCCCAACUACAAAUCUACCUUCGUCACCUGAUAUUACAAUAUUUCCAAGUACACUUGUGCCAGAAACUACUGAAGCUCCGAGCACACAUCCACCUUCGUCACCUGAUACUACACCUGAUACUACAAUACUUCCAAGUACACCUGUGCCAGAAACAACUGAUGCUCCAAGCACACGUCCACCAUCGUCCUCUGAUACUACAAUACUUCCAAGUACAUCUGUGCCAGAAACAACUGAAGCUUCGAGCACACAUCCACCAUCAUCCUCUGAUACUACACCUGAUACUACACCUGAUACUACACCUGAUACUACACUUGAUACUACACCUGAUACUACAAUAUCACCAAGUACAUCUGUGCCAGAAACAACUGAUGCUCCGAGCACAUAUCCACCAUCGUCUUCUGAUACUACAAUACUUUCAAGUACAUCUGUGCCAGAAACAACUGAAGCUUCGAGCACACAUCCACCUUCGUCACCUGAUACUACAAUAUCUUCAAGUACAUCUGUGCCAGAAACAACUAAUGCUCCGAGCACACACCCGCCAUCGUCCUCUGAUACUACAAUACUUCAAAGUACAUCUGUGCCAGAAGCUACUGAAGCUCCGAGCACACAUCCACCUUCGUCACCUGAUACUACACCUAAUACUACAAUAUCACCAAGUACGUCUGUGCCAGAAACAACUGAUGAUCCGAGCACACAUCCACCAUCGUCCUCUGAUACUACAAUACUUCCAAGUACAUCUGUGCCAGAAACAACUGAAGCUUCGAGCACACAUCCACCAUCAUCCCCUGAUACUACACCUGAUACUACACCUGAUACUACACUUGAUACUACACCUGAUACUACAAUAUCACCAAGUACAUCUGUGCCAGAAACAACUGAUGAUCCGAGCACACAUCCACCAUCGUCCUCUGAUACUACAAUACUUCCAAGUACAUCUGUGCCAGAAACAACUGAUGCUCCAAGCACACGUCCACCAUCGUCCUCUGAUACUACAAUACUUCCAAGUACAUCUGUGCCAGAAACAACUGAAGCUUCGAGCACACAUCCACCAUCAUCCCCUGAUACUACACCUGAUACUACACCUGAUACUACACCUGAUACUACAAUAUCACCAAGUACAUCUGUGCCAGAAACAACUGAUGCUCCAAGCACACGUCCACCAUCGUCCUCUGAUACUACAAUACUUCCAAGUACAUCUGUGCCAGAAACAACUGAAGCUUCGAGCACACAUCCACCAUCAUCCCCUGAUACUACACCUGAUACUACACCUGAUACUACACCUGAUACUACACUUGAUACUACACCUGAUACUACAAUAUCACCAAGUACAUCUGUGCCAGAAACAACUGAUGAUCCGAGCACACAUCCACCAUCGUCCUCUGAUACUACAAUACUUCCAAGUACAUCUGUGCCAGAAACAACUGAAGCUUCGAGCACACAUCCACCAUCAUCCCCUGAUACUACAAUACUUCCAAGUACAUCUGUGCCAGAAACAACUAAUGCUCCGAGCACACAUCCACCUUCGUUACCUGAUACUACAAUAUCUCAAAGUACAUCUAUGCCAGAAACAACUGAUGCUCCUAGCACACGUCCACCUUCGUCACCUGAUACUACAAUAUCUCAAAGUACAUCUAUGCCAGAAACUACUAAAACCCCGAGCACACAUCCACCUUCGUUACCUGAUACUACAAUAUCUCAAAGUACAUCUGUGCCAGAAACAACUAAUGCUCCGAGCACACAUCCACCUUCGUCACCUGAUACUACAAUAUCUCCAAGUACAUCUAUGCCAGAAACUACAACAAUUGCCACAAGUUCACCGUCAUUUUCUACUCCAAGCUCACCUACGAACAAACCAGAAAUAAUAUUAUGCCAUGAAUUUAUACUUGGUCAUUACCACUGUGAAACUUCAUAUGCUAUAUAUAUAGUAAAAUCAAUUAAACAUUUUCUUGGCCUAUAAUUAGUUAGAAAUAAGAAUGUAGUGAAUAUUGAUGUAUAUCUACUAUGAUAAAACUAUUUUAAAUUAUACAAAUAUUAUAUAAUAUUUUCUUAUAUAAAAUUUAUUGAGCUACCUAUUUAAUAAUACAUUCAUUUAUAUUUUUUUUAAACAAUGAAUAAUAUAUAUUUUUACUAUAAUAUUACAUAAUAUUAUAUUGCUGUAUUUAUGGCUUUUAAUCAAAGGUCAUAGGUGGUUUGCAUACUGUGAUUACAUAUUCGGUGACGAAUACUUCUUCUCCGUUAUAUUUGUCUGAAAUACAACUAAAUGAUACAAUCUUAAAAAUAUUAUUGUCAGCCACUUAUAAUUAAAAUAUAUAUUUUAUAACUAUAAUAAAUACAUAUUUUAUACUAUUAUUACAUGCUUUUCUUUAACUCGCAAUGUUUCAUUCAUUUCUGUUGUCAUCAAAUCUUGUGAGUUCAAUUUAUGUCACUUUUACAUGACCUAGGAGGCUCAAAUUUUGUAUGGAGGUCUAGGGUCAGUGACAAUACAUGACCCAGUUGUCAAUUCUUGACCUGGACAACCAGGUCGCCGAUGACGGGUGUACCUGGAGGUCAUCUCCAGAGGAGCAA